Solanum dulcamara is the source of this 1834-nucleotide messenger RNA. RefSeq names its product glycine-rich cell wall structural protein. The transcript has 2 exons. The coding region runs from base 42 to 1721 and encodes 559 amino acids. NCBI's taxonomy places the organism in Eukaryota, Viridiplantae, Streptophyta, Magnoliopsida, Solanales, Solanaceae. The record is from RefSeq and is a predicted model, not a curated record.
GGAAAAAAAGUUUAACACAAUUCAAAAAUUAUUCUUUGAAAAUGAUAGGUGAGGGAGUGAUUAAGGUCGGGGUGUUAGCAUUGCUUUGCUUUCAUGUUCUUGUGGGGAGUGUGGCUUUCGCUAGAAAUGUGAAAGAUUUUGAGGAUGAGAAGUUUUUUACUAUUGGUGAGGGAGGGGGAUUUGGUGGUGGUUUCGGCGCUGGUGGAGGUUUUGGCGAUGUGGAUGGUGGAGGGUAUGGUGGUGGCGGUGGAGGUGGUUAUGGUGGUGGGUUUGGAAAAGGUGGUGGAAUUGGGGGUGGUGCAGGAGGCGGGGGUGGAAUAGGUGGAGGAAUUGGUGGUGGUGCGGGAGGUGGAGGAGGAAUAGGUGGAGGCAUUGGUAAAGGUGGUGGCAUUGGGGGAGGAGCUGGUGGCGGGGGUGGAAUAGGUGGUGGCAUUGGAGGAGUAGGUGGAGGCGUUGGUAAAGGUGGUGGUAUUGGAGGUGGAGCUGGAGGCGGGGGUGGAAUAGGUAGAGGCAUUGGAGGAGGAGCCGGAGGCGGGGGAGGAAUAGGUGGAGGCAUUGGUAAAGGUGGUGGCAUUGGAGGCGGUGCAGGAGGUGGGGGUGGAGUAGGUGGGGGCAUUGGAGGUGGAGUUGGUGGCGGUGCAGGAGGUGGUGUUGGUGGGGGAGCUGGAGGUGGAAAAGGAGGAGGAAUUAGUGGUGGUGCUGGUGGUGGUGCUGGAGGUGGAAUUGGCAAAGGUGGCGGCAUUGGUGGAGGUGCCGGUGGUGGUGUAGGAGGAGGAAUUGGCAAGGGGGGUGGCAUUGGUGGUGGUGCAGGAGGUGGAAUUGGCAAAGGUGGCGGCAUUGGUGGAGGUGCCGGUGGUGGUGUAGGAGGAGGAAUUGGCAAGGGGGGUGGCAUUGGUGGUGGUGUAGGAGGAGGAGUUGGUGGUGGCAUCGGAGGAGGAGCCGGUGGUGGUGUUGGAGGUGGGAUCGGUAAAGGAGGUGGCGUUGGUGGAGGAGUUGGUGGUGGUGCUGGAGGUGGGAUUGGCAAAGGUGGCGGCAUUGGUGGUGGCAUAGGAGUUGGUGGUGGUGCUGGAAGUGGGAUUGGCAAAGGUGGCGGCAUUGGUGGUGGAGGUGCCGGUGGUAGUGUAGGAGGAGGAAUUGGAAAGGGCGGUGGCAUUGGAGGUGGUGCAGGAGGAGGAGUUGGUGGUGGUGUUGGAGGUGGGAUAUGUAAAGGUGGUGGCAUUGGUGGAGGAGUUGGUGGUGGUGCCGGAGGGGGAAUUGGCAAAGGUGGCGGUGUUGGAGGUGGUGUAGGUGGAGGUGCCGGUGGUGGUGUAGGAGGAGGAAUUGGAAAGGGCGGUGGCAUUGGAGGUGGUGCGGGAGGAGGAGUUGGUGGCGGCGGCGGAGGAGGAGCCGGUGGUGGUGUUGGAGGUGGGAUCGGUAAAGGUGGUGGCAUUGGUGGAGGAGUUGGUGGUGGUGCUGGAGGGGGAAUUGGCAAAGGUGGCGGCGUUGGAGGUGGCGUAGGUGGAGGUGCCGGUGGUGGCAUCGGAGGAGGUGUCGGUGGUGGUGCAGGAGUAGGAUUCGGCAAGGGUGGCGGCAUUGGAUUUGGUGGUGGAGGAGGAGGUGGAGUUGGUGGUGGCAUUGGAGGAGGUGUCGGUGGUGGAUUUGGAGGUGGAUUUGGAGUAGGUGGAGGAGCAGGAGGUGGUUUUGGCGGAGGAGGAGGUGGUGGAAUCGGAGGAGAUUACUAAAAAUCCUCUAAUAGUAUUGACACCAAAUUAAGCUGCUGUAAUGUUAUUAAUAUCAUUAUAUUUUUGAAAUUGUAAUUCAUUAGUUUUAUAUGUAAUGAAAUGAAAUUCCUACU